AUGUCUAGCCGAUUUGAGCAUCCAGCUGGUGGAUACAAGAAGCUUUUUGAGACUGCAGAAGAACUGUCUUCACCAAUAACUGCUAAUGUUACAGGCAAGGUUCCAGUUUGGCUGAAAGGCAGCUUGCUCAGAUGUGGGCCUGGUUUAUUUGAAGUUGGAUCAGAACCGUUUUAUCAUUUGUUUGAUGGCCAAGCACUUCUUCACAAGUUUGAUAUCAAGGAAGGCCACGUCACUUAUUACAGGAGAUUUGUUCGAACUGAUGCCUAUGUUAGAGCAAUGACUGAGAAGAGAAUAGUAAUCACAGAAUUUGGAACAUAUGCUUACCCAGAUCCAUGCAAAAAUAUAUUUUCCAGAUUUUUUUCAUACUUCCAAGGUGUGGAGAUCACUGACAAUGCCCUGGUGAAUGUGUAUCCUGUGGGAGAUGAUUUUUAUGCCUGUACUGAGACAAACUUCUUAACAAAAGUCAACACAGAAAAUCUGGAAACAAUUAAAAAGGUGGAUAUCAGCAAAUAUAUUUCAGUCAACGGGGUCACAGCACACCCUCAUAUUGAAAAUGAUGGAACAGUUUAUAAUAUUGGCAACUGCUUCGGAAAGAAUUUAUCCUUUGCCUAUAAUAUCGUAAGGAUACCUCCCCUUCAAGCAGAUAAGAAAGAUCCAAUGACAAAAUGCGAAGUGGUGGUUCAGUUUCCCUGCAGUGAAAGAUUCAAGCCGUCUUAUGUGCACAGUUUUGGGCUAACUCCGAAUUACAUUGUGUUUGUGGAAACUCCAGUGAAAAUUAAUUUGCUCAAGUUUCUUUCUUCCUGGAGUCUUUGGGGAGCCAACUACAUGGACUGUUUUGAGUCGAAUGAAAAGAUGGGGGUAUGGAUGCAUGUUGCUGACAAGAAAAGUGGGGAGUACCUCAAUAUCAAAUACAGAACUUCACCUUUUAAUCUUUUUCAUCAUAUUAAUACUUAUGAGGAUAAUGGAUUUCUUAUUGUGGAUUUAUGUACAUGGAAAGGAUAUGAAUUUGUUUACAAUUACUUAUACUUAGCCAAUUUACGAGAAAACUGGGAAGAAGUGAAGAAAAACGCACAAAAAGCUCCUCAACCUGAAGUUCGACGGUAUGUCCUUCCCUUAAAUAUUGAAAAGGCUGAUACGGGGAAAAAUCUAAUCACAUUGCCUAAUACAACAGCAACAGCAAUUCUGCACAGUGAUGAUACCAUAUGGCUGGAUCCAGAAGUUAUUUUUUCAGGACCACGACAAGCAUUUGAGUUUCCACAAAUAAACUAUGCAAAAUAUUCUGGGAAACCUUAUACAUAUGCAUAUGGUCUUGGACUGAAUCAUUUUGUUCCAGACAGACUUUGCAAAAUGAAUGUUAAAACUAAAGAGACAUGGGUAUGGCAAGAACCAGAUACAUAUCCUUCUGAACCAAUCUUUGUUCCUCACCCAGAAGCUAUAGAAGAGGAUGAUGGUAUUAUCCUGAGCAUAGUCAUCAGUCCUGGCUCUGGACCAAAGCCUGCCUAUCUUUUGAUCCUGAAUGCAAAGAAUCUGAGUGAGGUUGCCAGGGCACAGGUGGACAUAAAUAUCCCAGUUACUUUCCAUGGACUCUUCAAAAAAGCAUGA
This is a messenger RNA of Ahaetulla prasina, 1602 nucleotides long. It is a transcript of the gene RPE65, whose product is annotated as retinoid isomerohydrolase RPE65. The transcript is spliced from 14 exons. Lineage: Eukaryota; Metazoa; Chordata; Lepidosauria; Squamata; Colubridae. The record is from RefSeq and is a predicted model, not a curated record. Gene Ontology annotation, molecular function: retinol isomerase activity; beta-carotene 15,15'-dioxygenase activity; all-trans-retinyl-ester hydrolase, 11-cis retinol forming activity. Gene Ontology annotation, biological process: retinal metabolic process; zeaxanthin biosynthetic process. The coding region runs from base 1 to 1602 and encodes 533 amino acids.